Molecule: messenger RNA, 1665 nt
Organism: Bipolaris maydis ATCC 48331
Lineage: Eukaryota; Fungi; Ascomycota; Dothideomycetes; Pleosporales; Pleosporaceae
Product: aspartic peptidase domain-containing protein
Biological process (GO): proteolysis
Cellular component (GO): fungal-type vacuole
Molecular function (GO): aspartic-type endopeptidase activity
Source: RefSeq, a predicted model, not a curated record
AUGUCGUCGCUCAAAGCUCCACGUGCAGCUACAACGGCUGCCCCGAUCUCAUUUGCGCCGUCACAAUAUUUCGAAGGAGAUGAUGGAAGAUGGUCCACAUUUGUAGUGCGUGUUGGCACACCCGAGCAGAGCUUUCGCGUCCUGCCAUCUACAGUCUCAAGUGAAACAUUUCUCCCCAUGGCCGGUGCCUGCAAAGAUGACGAACACAUGAGCACGCAAGACUGUGCCUUUUCGCGUGGUGCGGAGAUUUACCAGGGCCGGACAAACAAUGGCUUCCAAGCCAAUCUGUCCAGUACAUGGCACGAGGUUGGUAUCUACCAAACAACGAACCGUGAAGAGCUGGGUUACAACGCAUCUGGUCUCUAUGGCCUAGACACCUUGGGGCUAAUGAUCGCAAAUUCCGGAGGACCCACUUUAGAAAACCAAACAAUCGGUGCUGUGGUGAAUCCACGUCUGUGGGUUGGAAGAUUAGGAAUGGACGUGAAGCCUAGCAACUUUUCAGAUUUCGCGAAUCCGCAACCAAGUUUGAUCAAAACUCUGCAUGAGGAAGGUUACAUACCUAGUCUGAGUUAUGGAUAUACAGCCGGCGCAUACUACAAACAACCAAACGUAUAUGGGAGCUUGACUUAUGGUGGCUACGACCAGUCACGAUUCACUCCCAACAACGUCACGUUUCCCUUUGAUGCCAAUGACAGUCGUAAACCUAGUCUGAAGAUACAGGCAAUAAUAGGGCAAAACUUGGCUGGUGAGACUAUUAGUCUGCAGGAAGAGGUCGUGCCGUAUAUGUUGGUCGACUUUGCAGAGCCACACAUAUGGUUGCCAGUACCGACCUGUGAUCGGUUUGCAAAAGCUUUCAACUUGACAUACGACAAUAGCACAGACCUGUACUUGGUCGACUCUUCAACUCACGCAAAGCUGGUGGAGCAAAAUCCAACCAUCACCUUUGGACUUGGACAAACAGCAUCCGACCUCUCGGGUCGGGUCAACAUAGUGCUGCCCUACAGCGCAUUCGAUCAGCAGGCCUCUUACCCAAUAUUUGAGAAUUCAACCAACUAUUUUCCAAUAAGAAGGGCAUACAACGAGACUCAGUACACCUUGGGACGUACCUUUUUCCAAGAAGCAUAUAUCAAGAUUGAUUAUGAUCGAGAGAAUUUCUCCAUCCAUCAAGCGCUGUUCCCAACAUCUGGAGACAAACAGGAAGUCAUCCCAGUAUUCAGUCCAACCGAAAUAUCGAACAUCCAAGGUCGAAAUUUACUGAGUAAAGGAGCGAUAGCCGGAAUAGCAAUAGGCAGUAUACUCUUAUUAGCAAUUGCAUCAUUUUUGGGACUCUGUGUUUGGCAGAAGAGGAGGAAGAUAAAGAUGCCACAACAGCCUGCAAUAGAGGACCCAAGCAUAGAAUGUGAAGGUCAGCCCAGGAUAGAGACUGAAGGCGCGGCUGUGUUUGAGAAGGAUGGUUUGCCCUGUGCAGAGAUGGAGGGACAUAUCUUCCCAGAGCUGUAUGCCCCACAUCCAUUGCCAGAAAACAAUAUUCCAGUCAUUGAGAUCACAAAGGCGGAUCUCAGUCCAAUUUUCGAGUUGUGUGAGAGUACUGACAGCAGAUCCCUGAGCGGUGGGGAGUCAGAAGCUGGGAUUUCAGAAGAAAGGAUGCGACUCCCACCAGGCUAG